UUGUGCAACACUGUCACUUUCUCUGUCGUAGUAAACAGAAGGAAAAUCAAAGCGAAUCUGAUUGAAAAAUCGCAAUUUGCAAUAAAAUAGGGUACUCGCGUGUGCAAAUAUUAGCGCAAGUCGAAAACCGAGUGAGAAGUGGGCGGUGAAAAAUCGGUGGGAGGUCUACGUCGUCAUUGCCUCCCCCUCUCACUUCCCCUUCUCUUAACACCUCGCUCGCUCUGUUUUGAAAGGCCUGAAAGCAUGUGUGUGUGUGUGCCUGUGUAUGAGAGUGUAACGGAGUAACUGUAACAGUUGCAGUUUACCGUUGCAAAGGAGCGGUUUCAAGAGAUCGUACCUGACAUGGAUGACACGGAAUUCAUGUUCAACGAGAAGCAAUCGAUCCGGGACUCCUCGCGCACCUUGAAGCGCUAUGGGAGCACCUGCUGCAACAGCCUGCGGAACAACGAGACUCUCAUCCGGCACAUCGUCGAGAAGACGGACACGCUGCAGGGCAUCGCCCUCAAGUACGGAUGCACGACGGAGCAAAUAAGACGGGCCAACCGCCUGUUCGCGUCGGAUAGUCUGUUCUUGCGUCAGUUCCUGUUGGUGCCCGUGGAGAAGAACUCACCGUACUAUCCCCAGGUGCCCGGCGAUCCGCUAACCGCCUUCGAUGCCGUGCUGGCCACGCCGCCCGGCACCCCGGAUGCCAAUGGCCAGCGGGAGGCCCACAACAAUGCCAACAAUCUGAGCAAUCAGAGCAACAACAGCUUUAUGAAGAGCAACGACAUCAGCAGUAGCAGCAGCAGUAGCAGCAGUGGCAGCAGCAGCAGCUGCAACACAAGUGGCUCCGGAGGAUCGCGUUCCGGCGGCAACAGCCAUCAGCAGCACCAACAGCAGCAGCAGCCGCCACAAAGGCCGUACUCGAUUGCCGGGGAACUGCUGGUGGUGCAGGCCGGAGACGAGGAUCCAGAGAUGAUGCACGGCCACGGUGGAUGCAGCGGCAAGCAGAGCAAGAGCCUUGAUUCGGUGGCCGCCAUGACGCCCGAGGAGGAGAACCGGAAGUGCAUGAACGACUUCCUCAACAAGAUCGACAACACCAUUUCCGAGUCGCGCAAAUAUGUGGAGCGCUCCAAGGACCUGGUCAGCAGUCAGAGUGACGCGGACAUCUGCAUCAGCGGCACCGCCGACAUUUUCCCGCAGCGCCGCCAUCCGCUGAACAACUCCUACAAGACCAACAACAACGACCGUCCGGCGCAAUACCAGCGGCACAGUUCGACGGGCAGCGGGAACUCCUCGGAUACGGCGCACCUGCUGAACACGACGCAGACGAGGCGCGUUCAGAACUCACUGAAGCGACUGGAGAAGCAGCAGGACGACUUCUUUGAGUUGUAGCAUCCGCAGCUGCGGGUCGAAAUCUAGCCUAAUUACGCUGAGAGUUAAUUUUACAAAUCGUUUUUAAUUGCCGCGCAUCGGGAGGAGAUGGCGAUUGUCAGCAUGUUACAUCACACAGAAUGCCGCACUCUAUAUGUAAUAUAAAAUAAUGAUAUCUAUCGACACGUAUGCGCGAUACCUUACCUAUACGAUUAAACAUAAAUGUAACUGAGCUAAAACCUAAACUAAUCUAAAUACUAAGCGCUGCGCUAUGUAAACCUGUAGUACGAUGACAAGGCAGUUCUGUUCCCGUUCAUUUGAUCUUGUGUCAGCCCUGUAUAAUUGCCGCCAAUUUGCUUGCAAGAUCCGAUCUGAUCCGAAUCGAAUUGAAUCGAAUCAAAACCGAUCCGGAAGCCCUCUGUUCUCCUGUCCGCCCCUCCUGCCCCCUAUUAUGUUUACUUUUUGUAUGACUCUAGCUUUAAUCACACUGUGUAUAAUUUAGUUAUGAGAAUUAUUAAUGUUAAUUGUAUAUAGUCGCCAGCAACACAACAACAAUUCACUGGACUGCUCUUACAGCUAACACGAAAUUGGCCAACUGUUGAAGUGUAUUUUUUAAUUUAUUCUUUAGCUUUCCAAAGUAUUAAAACCGCAACUGAAAAUAAAUCCUGUUCUUUACAAAAUUGUAACCUCAAUUGUUAAACAAGCAUCCACCACAAAACAAUAUAUAUCUAUAAAAAAUAUAAAUAUACAUCCCAGAAACCUCAAUAUCGAACUGCACUCAUAUCGAGCCAAGUCAUGUUAUACGUGAGAAUGUUUUAUAAAAAUAAAGUGAGAAUUGUGUUGGAACAAAAA
Drosophila ficusphila is the source of this 2205-nucleotide messenger RNA. RefSeq names its product homeobox protein 5 (gene red). The record is from RefSeq and is a predicted model, not a curated record. The transcript has 4 exons. The coding region runs from base 343 to 1374 and encodes 343 amino acids. NCBI's taxonomy places the organism in Eukaryota, Metazoa, Arthropoda, Insecta, Diptera, Drosophilidae.